Molecule: messenger RNA, 1134 nt
Organism: Fusarium keratoplasticum
Lineage: Eukaryota; Fungi; Ascomycota; Sordariomycetes; Hypocreales; Nectriaceae
Exons: 1
Coding region: 1-1134 (377 amino acids)
Source: RefSeq, a predicted model, not a curated record
AUGCAGCAGCCCGCCACUUCGAAGCACUCGCGUAUUCUUAAGUGGGUUGAAUCUAUUGAUUGCGACCAUGAUACGCGGGAUGCCAACGGCUUCACGACGCCAACCCUUCCUUCGCCCGGAACUUCCUCAUCGGCCGACAGAUCGAACUUCCAUGUGUCCUAUUCGGAAAGAAUCCUUGAGGAGGGCUGUUUUUACCUGCGCGAUAACCUGGAGGGGAACGGCAUCUACUUUGAUUCACGCGACCCGACUCCAGAGCACAUCACCAACCUCAUAAACCAAAUACGCCAGGACCGUGACUCUCCCGGCCCAACGGUGGAUGAGGUUAAGCAAGAUGAAGAACUCCGUGACCUCGUGUGUGAAUUUCCACGAAAAUCACAAGUGGAAAAGUAUGUCUUAACUCGCAUUCUCUUCGACCCUAGAUCGCGUCACUGUCUCAAACGCGUCGAGAGAGAACCGAUGGCUAGGCACCAUGUUCCAAGCAGGACGGAAUCCCUUUUCGAGGUUAGCACCCCUGUGCCGGACGCGAUCUAUGGAUACAAAGCGAAGAACGCCUUUCCCCAGCUGACGUGGUCUGUGGCGAGAGAAGACAUGAUAGCCAAUGAUCAACUGCUCAUGCUUCCAUUCUUGGUCGUCGAGAUCUUGGGAGACGAUAGUGGCAUGUGGGGGGCUAUUUGCCGAUGUAUGAGAGGGUCAGCGUCUUGUGUUAAUAUGGUGGAAAAGCUCAACCGUCGUGUGAAGCAGUGCACGAACGACACUGUCCAUCCAAUCAACAGCGCUGCAUUCGGCAUUGCCAUUCGCGGUACGCACGCACGAUUACAUGUCUCAUGGAAGCAGGAUGAGGACUAUCACACGGAGGACGUCGAUACUUUCCUCCUUCAAGUUCCUGAGCAUUACAUCAAGUUCUACAAGUAUGUACAUAAAAUCCUUGACUGGGGUAAGGGUGAGCGCCUGGAGGAGAUUCGUAACUCCCUUGGUUUCCUUCAGACAGGGAAAGAGAGUCAAGAGAAGGCUUUGGCUGUAGAAAAGCCGACGCCUGGGUCGAUGCCCAAGCCAAGACGAAGCCGUCGGCUGCAGCAAAUUCGAAGUCGUCGGCUGGAGUCUAAUACUCCUGCUGGGAAAUGUCGUCGAUGUUAA